This is a messenger RNA of Colletotrichum fioriniae, 975 nucleotides long. RefSeq names its product c-5 sterol desaturase. Gene Ontology annotation, cellular component: membrane. NCBI's taxonomy places the organism in Eukaryota, Fungi, Ascomycota, Sordariomycetes, Glomerellales, Glomerellaceae. Gene Ontology annotation, biological process: sterol biosynthetic process. The record is from RefSeq and is a predicted model, not a curated record. Gene Ontology annotation, molecular function: C-5 sterol desaturase activity; iron ion binding.
AUGGACGUCGCGCUCGAGCUCCUCGACCCCUUGGUCCUGGACAAGGCCUACGCCUACUUUGUCCCCGCGCCCACCACAUCCAGCACCGGCGCAUACAACGCGACCGGCGACGCCUUUGCCUCAUCAUCAUCACCACUAGACCUCUCAAACUCGUACGGCUCCGCCUGGCCCCGCGACAGCAUCUUACGCCAAACCAUCUCCAUUCUCGCAAUCACUCAGCUCGGCGCCUGCGCCCUCUACUGGAUCUUCAGCCCGCUGUCCUACUACCUCAUCUUUGAUCGCCGCCUCGAGUACCACCCGCGUUUCCUCAAGAACCAGAUCCGCCAGGAGAUUAUCUCCUCCAUGAAGGCCGUCCCCGUUAUCAACAUCCUGACUUUGCCCUUUUUCCUCGCCGAGGUUCGCGGGAAGAGUCUACUAUACACCCACGUUGAGGAGUAUGGCCUCUGGUGGAUGGCCGUUUCUGCUACCAUUUUCAUGGUCUGGAACGAUAUUGCCAUUUACUGGAUUCACCGCCUCGAGCACCACCCUUCCGUCUACAAGUACAUUCACAAGCCACACCACAAGUGGAUUGUGCCUACGCCUUGGGCCGCCCUCGCCUUCCACCCCCUCGACGGCUACGUCCAAUCUCUGCCCUACCAUGUCUUCGUCUUCUUCUGCCCUAUCCAGAAAUACCUCUACAUGGGUCUCUUCGUCCUCGUCCAAAUCUGGACUAUCCUUAUUCACGACGGCGAUAUGAUUUCAGGACACUGGCUCGAAAAGUACAUCAACAGCCCCGCUCACCACACCCUACACCACAUGUACUUCACGGUCAACUACGGCCAGUACUUCACCUGGGCCGACAAUUACUUUGACUCCCACCGCGCGCCUCAGCCCGAGCUCGACCCCCUCCACGAUGCCCUCAAGGUCAUGCGCGCCAAGGGUCUUGUCGACGAAAAGGGGAACCCGAUUCCCCAGGAGCAGAAGAAGGAUCUGUGA